Molecule: messenger RNA, 306 nt
Organism: Caenorhabditis remanei
Lineage: Eukaryota; Metazoa; Nematoda; Chromadorea; Rhabditida; Rhabditidae
Exons: 1
Coding region: 1-306 (101 amino acids)
Source: RefSeq, a predicted model, not a curated record
AUGACUCGUAACAAGCCGAAACACAAAAAAAUCAAGCUUGAUGUGGACCUGGGUGAGAUGGGUUCACCAUUGCUCGAUCAACAAGUUGAAAGACGUGUUAAUUGUCUACACUAUCUUGGCGUAUUCAUACUGGUUACUAUGGUAGUUGUCUAUGUGAUUUGCGAAAUGGCUCACGGAUACAUAACGGAACGAAUUAAUGCCGAGGGAAUAACUGAAGAAGAGAAGGCAGCUUGGCUUGAAUGGCUGCAAUACACAAUGAAGAUUCAAAGACGUUUUGCAAGCGUUUUCUGGAUUAAGCGACAGUAA